AACAAAAAGAAACUGAGUUUUCAAAAACUCGGUUCUUUCCUACUCACUGCCCAAUUCUCUCUCUGCUACGAACUAAGGACGCUUUAUCUCUCUUAAAGAAAAGUUAUAUAGAGAGAGAAAGAAGCUCCGGUUAAAGACUACUGACUACGCACCAAUUUGUAGCAGAAUUUUUUGUUGGUUAUUCUGAUGUCAACUCCGGGAGGUUCACCGGCGCCGAGUUCGCCGCCGGCUACUAACUCGACCUCACCACCCCCUCCGACCCCAACCGCAACGCCGCCUACUACUCCAUCAACUCCCGCACCUCCACCAGCCACUCCGUCUCCUCCGGCUGCCACAUCUCCGCCUCCUUCUACCACUCCCUCGCCGCCAGCAGCUACCCCUCCGACUCCCUCGCCACCAGCGCCUACUACACCAGUUCCCUCGCCUCCCUCGACUACAACGCCACCUCCGGACUCAUCGGCUUCUCCACCGCCACCAUCGACGCCGUCCACAACUCCAGCGACUCCAUCUACUCCGUCGAGGUCUCCUCCGCCCCCGUCUCGUACCAACACGCCAACAACACCUUCUAAUCCGAGCCGGAGCCCGCCCCCUCCUUCUAGGUCUUCGUCAGCACCGGGACCCUCAAGUUCGCCGUCGAUGUCGACCGGGGUUGUGGUUGGGAUAGCUAUAGGCGCAGUCGCUAUCUUAGUUGUGCUGAGCAUUCUAUGCGUUUGUUGCACCAAGAAGAAGAGAAGGAGACGCGACCAAGAAGGUUACUACGUUCCUCCGCCACCUCCUGGGCCUAAAGAAAACAAUCAACGCUGGCAGCAAAAUCCUCCCCCUCCCGACCAUGUCUAUAUGCAAAAACCAUCUCCUCCACCGGCAGUCGCAUCACGGCUUUCUCAACCCCCGGGAUACAGCCUGAAACCUCCACCACCACCUCCACCUUUUUCAAACAGCAGUGGAGGCUCAGCCUCUAAUUAUUCAGGAUCUGACAAUCCUCAUCCACCACCACCUCCCCCUGGCUAUUCUUUAGGCUUUUCAAAGAGCACAUUUACAUAUGAGGAGUUAGCAUUGGCUACAGAUGGCUUCUCAGAUGCUAAUCUCCUUGGGCAAGGUGGUUUUGGAUAUGUCCACAAGGGAGUCCUUCCAAAUGGGAAGGAAGUUGCAGUGAAGCAGCUCAAAGCUGGAAGCGGUCAAGGAGAACGUGAAUUUCAGGCAGAAGUUGAUAUUAUUAGCCGAGUUCAUCACAAGCACCUUGUUUCACUAGUUGGUUACUGCAUGAUUGGGGCCCAGAGAAUGCUUGUUUACGAAUUUGUUCCAAACAACACUAUGGAGUUCCACUUACAUGGAAAGGGACGACCCACCAUGGAAUGGUCCACCAGACUUAAAAUUGCUUUAGGAUCUGCUAAAGGACUUGCAUAUCUUCACGAGGACUGUCAUCCAAAAAUCAUUCACCGUGAUAUUAAAUCAGCUAAUAUACUUAUGGAUUUCAAAUUUGAGGCCAAGGUUGCAGAUUUUGGACUAGCAAAGUUUUCUUCUGAUCUCAAUACUCAUGUUUCAACCCGAGUGAUGGGAACUUUUGGAUAUCUGGCUCCAGAAUAUGCUUCUAGUGGGAAGCUCACAGAAAAGUCAGACGUUUUCUCCUUUGGUAUCAUGCUUUUGGAGUUAAUUACUGGACGCCGACCUGUUGAUAUGACUCACUCUUAUGUGGAGGAUAGUUUGGUAGAUUGGGCAAGGCCGUUGCUCAAUCGAGCUUUUGAAGACAGAAAUUUCGAUGAGCUGAUUGAUCCCAGGCUGCAAAACAAUUAUGAUGAAAAUGAGAUGGUUCGUAUGGUUGCUUGUGCUGCAGCUUGUGUACGUCAUUCUGCUAGGCGUCGACCAAAAAUGAGCCAGAUUGUUCGCGCAUUGGAGGGAGAUGUUUCUCUAGCUGAUCUCAACGAAGGAAUCAGGCCCGGCCACAGCAACAUUUACAGUUCUCAUGGAAGCUCUGAUUACGAUACGAGUCAAUACAAUGAGGACAUGAAAAAGUUUAGGAAGAUGGCGUUAGGAAGCCAGGAGUAUGGUGCCAGCAGUGAGUACAGUGGACCGACCAGUGAAUAUGGUCUCUACCCAUCUGGUUCGAGUGGUGAAGGCCAAACUACUCGAGAAAUGGAGAUGGGAAAGAUGAAAAGAAAUGGUCAAGGUUUUAGCGGAAAGCCUCUUUAACAGAGUAAUUUUUUCUGUAAAAUCCCCUCACGUUCGGUUCAUUCCAAGAAUAUCAUGUUUUAUAGGAGUUUUAACACAAUUUUUUCCUCCCUUUGAAAUUGUUGGUUUUCCAUUGUACUUAUUAGUGCUUAUACGGCAGAUUGACAGGAAAAGCUUGUUCAUUCUUUUAUUUGUUGCUUCAUCUUAUUUUUGUUUAUACCAACGCAUACUUCCCGUAUAUAUUACCCCUUUUAACUA
This is a messenger RNA of Humulus lupulus (European hop), 2424 nucleotides long. Its product is annotated as proline-rich receptor-like protein kinase PERK1. Gene Ontology annotation, biological process: protein phosphorylation. The transcript has 8 exons. The record is from RefSeq and is a predicted model, not a curated record. Lineage: Eukaryota; Viridiplantae; Streptophyta; Magnoliopsida; Rosales; Cannabaceae. Gene Ontology annotation, molecular function: ATP binding; protein kinase activity. The coding region runs from base 187 to 2187 and encodes 666 amino acids.